Molecule: messenger RNA, 1740 nt
Organism: Anguilla anguilla (European eel)
Lineage: Eukaryota; Metazoa; Chordata; Actinopteri; Anguilliformes; Anguillidae
Gene: spop
Product: speckle type BTB/POZ protein
Exons: 13
Coding region: 496-1620 (374 amino acids)
Biological process (GO): regulation of proteolysis; proteasome-mediated ubiquitin-dependent protein catabolic process
Cellular component (GO): cytoplasm; nucleus
Molecular function (GO): ubiquitin protein ligase binding
Source: RefSeq, a predicted model, not a curated record
CUUAACCCGGAUGUAAAGGGCCGCCUGUGAGAAAAUCCGAUCCGGGCGAAGCACUGAUCCUAAAAGGGAAGAGUGAUAGUCGCCAGCCCCGGUCUUGGCGUCUCCUGUCCCUGCUCCGGUGCAGGAAGAGUGAUGCGUCUCCUUUUGAGCGCGACUGACGGACGAGGAGCGGACGCCGCGCGGACAGAGCGAGCGUGCGCGGCCGCCGCUGUGCUGCAUCCAGUCACACAGAUGCCUGGGGGCCUUUGAUCUGGGGUCCGUGUCACUCCGGCGUGGGGGAUCGGCAUCGCGCGAGCGGGGACCGCAGCGGCACAGCGAGGCGGGGCAGCAGGGGGCAGCUUUGCAGGAGGAAGACUGCUGCUGCCCGUGUGUGUUCUGUCUCCCUGCUCUUCUCUCUGGACCAGCGAUUCAGAGGCAUUUUUGUGGUUUUUAAAUUUUUUUCCCUCCCCUGGACAUCGGUGCUCUGGCCGUACACUCCCGCUGUCAAAGCUGGCGAUGUCAAGAGUACCAAGUCCUCCUCCCCCCGCGGAAAUGUCAAGCGGGCCUGUGGCUGAGAGCUGGUGUUACACUCAGAUCAAAGUGGUGAAGUUCUCCUACAUGUGGACCAUCAACAACUUCAGCUUCUGCCGCGAGGAGAUGGGCGAAGUCAUCAAGAGCUCCACCUUCUCUUCGGGAGCCAAUGACAAGCUCAAAUGGUGUCUGCGAGUCAACCCCAAAGGCCUGGACGAGGAGAGCAAAGACUACCUGUCCCUCUACUUGCUCCUGGUCAGCUGUCCCAAGGCGGAGGUCCGUGCCAAAUUCAAGUUCUCCAUCCUCAAUGCCAAGGGGGAGGAGACCAAAGCCAUGGAGAGCCAGAGGGCCUACCGCUUCGUCCAGGGCAAGGACUGGGGCUUCAAGAAGUUCAUUCGCCGGGACUUCCUGCUGGACGAGGCCAACGGACUGCUCCCUGAUGACAAACUCACCCUGUUCUGUGAGGUGAGCGUGGUGCAGGACUCUGUGAACAUCUCGGGUCAGAACACCAUGAACAUGGUGAAGGUGCCGGACUGCCGGCUGGCCGACGAGCUGGGCGGGCUUUGGGAGAACUCGCGCUUCACCGACUGCUCCCUCUGCGUGGCUGGGCAGGAGUUCCAGGCCCACAAGGCCAUCCUGGCAGCGCGCUCCCCCGUGUUCAGCGCCAUGUUCGAGCACGAGAUGGAGGAGAGCAAAAAGAACCGCGUGGAGAUCAACGACGUGGAGCCUGAAGUCUUCAAAGAGAUGAUGUGCUUCAUUUACACGGGCAAGGCGCCCAACCUGGACAAGAUGGCCGAUGACCUGCUGGCAGCAGCAGACAAGUAUGCCCUGGAGCGGCUGAAGGUGAUGUGCGAGGACGCCCUGUGCACCAGUCUGUCGGUGGAGAACGCGGCCGAGAUCCUCAUCCUCGCCGACCUGCACAGCGCCGACCAGCUCAAGACUCAGGCCGUCGACUUCAUCAACUAUCACGCGGCGGAGGUGAUGGAGACCUCGGGGUGGAAGUCCAUGGUAGCCUCUCACCCGCACCUGGUGGCCGAGGCCUACCGCUCCCUGGCCUCCGCGCAGUGUCCCUUCCUGGGGCCGCCCCGCAAGCGGCUGAAACAGUCCUAGUGAGCAGUGCCCCCCCCCACCACCCCACCCCCCCUCGUAGCUAAGCUCUCAGCUGCUCCCUCCCCAACCUCCUCCACCUCCAGACACUCUGAUGAGUCCACUGUUAAACAUCUACCCCAC